AUGAGGCUCCUUAUGGAAUACGCCUACACCGGGACAGUGCCGGUCACGGAUGACAACGUUGAAAGUUUGCUAAUCGCGGCAGACCAGUUCAAUGUCCUGGACAUCGUCAGACUGUGCUGCGAGUUCUUAAAAUCCCAGCUGUGCUUGGAAAAUUGCAUCGGCAUGUGGAGAUUCACCGGCUACUACUACUGUCCUGACCUGCGAGAAGCAGCCCACGAGUUCAUCCUGCAUCACUUUGAGGAGGUGACCAAGGUGUCCACAGAGUUUCUGGCACUCUCCUUCAAUGAGCUGGAACGCCUGCUGGAGAAGGAUGAGCUCCCUGUGAAAGAAGAGGCCGUGUUCGAGGCCGUUCUGAAAUGGGUUGCCCAUGACCUGCAGAGCAGGAGGCAGCACGUGGUAGUC
Chroicocephalus ridibundus (black-headed gull) is the source of this 402-nucleotide messenger RNA. Its product is annotated as kelch-like protein 10. The transcript has a single exon. The annotation marks the transcript as partial. NCBI's taxonomy places the organism in Eukaryota, Metazoa, Chordata, Aves, Charadriiformes, Laridae. The record is from RefSeq and is a predicted model, not a curated record. Gene Ontology annotation, molecular function: protein binding.